AUGCGUAAUACUGAUGGUUUACUUCAGGCUCCAAAAGCUACUUAUAAGGCGUUUCCCGUGCUCAUUAAGUCGCAUAAACUCACAUUAAUCCUCGACGCGCCGCCAGAUAAGAAGACAGUCGCGCAACUGAAGGAAGAGGUCUUAUCUGCCUUGACAUCAAAUGUCGUGAAUCGUGACGGCGAAUCUGACGUGCCCGAGGUGGAAAACCUUGACGACUUUGAAAUCUGCCGUGAGCUGAAGGAGAGGAAGGACAGAGCCGUCGUACCAACGGGCAAGUUCGAGGCUCUGGAUGAAAAUGCACAAGUCGCAAAACAGACUACACCAUACGAGCCUCUGUUUCUCCGAUUCAAGAAGAAUGGUGAGAUCUCUUGGUUAAAACCGGAAUAUACUUUACCACCACUCAACGAUGAUGAAGGUGAUCCAGAACCCGAGCUUCCAAAUAAGGGCAAAAGAAAAGCAAUCGAUUAG
Messenger RNA from Fomitiporia mediterranea MF3/22, 468 nucleotides. RefSeq lists its product as uncharacterized. The transcript has 2 exons. The record is from RefSeq and is a predicted model, not a curated record. NCBI's taxonomy places the organism in Eukaryota, Fungi, Basidiomycota, Agaricomycetes, Hymenochaetales, Hymenochaetaceae. Bases 1 to 468 code for a protein of 155 amino acids.